UGAUAGACGUUAAAGCAGUGCAUUUGUGUCCGUCAAGAUUUUGCGCAGGAAUUUAUAGUGUUUUUAGCAAAAAACUGCUUUAUUUCAAUGGAUUAAGAGUCAAUUUGUAUCUGCAAAGUUGAUAAAACAAAACAACAAAUUAAUUAGCAGCUUGUUUGAAAAUACGACCUCCUGCAAACAUUCAAUUUAUUCCGUCCGAUUUGGUAACAAGUGCACCCGCGUAAAACGCGUUAUAUAUUCUUAAUUAAACCCAAUACAAUACAACCAGUUUCUGUUAUAUAGGUUUUAGUUAUAUUGUAAAAAAAUGAAGUCUUCUCUGUUUCGAAAUCGUGGCAAUAAUGUUGUGGACGAUUCUGACGGUGAGCGCGAACCUUUGCUCUCUACUCCAGGACCAAGUAAUAUUCAAAAUGAGACAGCGGAGGGUAACGGCACAAUGGCUGAGGUGGGUGUGUCUCAGACGGUGUUGGUGGAACCGCGCGAGGGGGGGCGGAAGCUGCCUCAAUAUAUUGCAGCUAUCGCAGCAACCCUUGGCGCGUUGGCCGCCGGUUCGACUUUGGGGUGGUCGUCACCCGUCAUCUUCAAGAUAACCCAAGAUAACCAGACCGAUUACAACUUCUCUGUGAGCGAAUCCAACGGCGACUGGAUCUCCUCUCUCGUCAACCUCGGUGCUGCCAGCGUCUGCAUCCCAAUCGGUAUAGUAAUGGACGCUAUAGGACGUAAGAAAACCAUGUUAUUACUCGUCUUACCUUUCACUAUAGGCUGGUUACUAAUCACCUUCGCUUCCAACGUUGCUAUGCUGAUGGCUGGAAGAUUCAUCACUGGAUUCGCCGGCGGAGCAUUUUGUGUCACUGCCCCGGCUUACACCAGCGAAAUAGCUCAAGACUCCAUCCGCGGCACUCUAGGAAGUUAUUUCCAACUUAUGAUCACUAUUGGUAUCCUUUUCGCGUACGUCAUCGGAAGUUAUACGUCCGUCUUUGCCUUCAACAUUCUCUGUACGUGUAUUCCGAUCAUUUUCGGAAUCGUCUUCUUCUUUAUGCCAGAAAGUCCCACGUAUUUAGUCAACAAGAGCAAUAAUGAUGAAGCGAGAGAAGCGUUGGUCAGACUGCGCGGGAAUAAUUACGAUAUCGAUGGGGAGUUGAACGCUUUGAAGCAACGCGCUGAGGACAAUCGCAACAACCGAGUAUCUUAUUUAUCAGCGAUCACUAAAAAGACUGCGUUGAAAGCUAUCCUUAUCUGCUUCGCCCUCAUGGUGUUCCAACAACUUUCUGGCAUCAAUGCCGUGAUUUUCAAUACGUCAGCGAUUUUCGCAUCAGCCGGCGCCGCCGUCCCGGCCGCUGUAGCCACAAUAAUCAUCGGCAUCAUCCAAGUAGCGUCCACUUUCAGCUCGAGUUUGGUCAUCGACAAACUCGGCAGGCGAAUUCUCUUACUGUUUUCGACUUUAGUCAUGUGUCUUUGCUCGACAGCUUUAGGUACCUUCUUCUUCCUCCAAGACGUUCACGGAGCAGAUUCCAAUAUUGUUUCAUCAAUUUCUUGGCUCCCUCUUCUCGCGUUGUCUCUCUUUAUUAUUGCUUUCUCUAUCGGUCUGGGUCCAAUUCCAUGGAUGAUGGCUGGAGAGUUAUGCACGAUAGAAAUCAAAGCUUUCGUCUCAUCAACAGCUGGGACCUUCAACUGGCUUCUCAGUUUCGCGGUCACGAGUACUUUCAAUGCCUUAAACCAGAGCAUCGGUUCCGGUCAAGUCUUCUGGCUGUUCGCCAGCAUCAUGGUCGUUGGAUUUAUUUUCGUUUUCUUCAUCGUCCCCGAAACGAAAGGCAAGAGUGUCGACGAAAUCCAAGUCAUGCUCGGCGCCGAACCACAGAGGAGAAACGCAGAGGACACAAAGAAAUAAACCAACCUAUAGACUGAUGGAUAAUCCAUGUAGUAUUUUUAUACUAAGUAAGACUUACAUGUACUUUGGUGUUAAACGCUUCAAAGCAAUAUUUCAUAGACCAAAGAGUUGUCGAUUUUUACACACGUACGCGAAUUUAAAGGCGAAUUUAAGACGAGUCGUUGGACAAUAGAGUUUUAAUUUAUUUUUACAGUUGCUUAUUUGUAUUUAAUAAAAUAGAUCCUGGUAGCUCUAGAUUAAAGAUUAUUAAGAAAUGUGAGUAAGCUUUAGUCCGAAAAGUAAAUGGAUGUGGAGUGUAUCAUUAGAUGUUAAUCUUUGGGAACACCCCAUCCCAUCUUUUCCGCAUUUGCGAUUUCUACGGGGCCGAAGCAAUGUCGUGUUAUAAUGAAAUUGUUAUAUUAUUAAUUUAAGUUGAAUAAAGGACCUCAAAUUUUUCUUUAGCUUUAUAAAGACAAUGGUAGAGAAAGACAAAGGAAUACUGAAAUGGUGAACCCUAUGUCACAAUAGUUGGGGUUUAAAUUAAAAAAAAAAAAAACAAUUUUGUUCGUUCAUACCCGCCGUCUUGUUUGAUGAAGUAGUAAAACAUAACCUAAAAAGCGAAAUAGGUAAUACAUUACGCACAAUGUGAAGAGGUCCUUUUAGAUUUCACGAUGCCAUAUAACAUUUUGAAAUAGGUGUAACGUGUUUCAUACAUGGAAUUAGUAGUGCUCCGUCGGAGUACCUACUAAUUCCAUGGUUUCAUAUCAUAUAGAUUAUGCCAUAUAGUUCAGAUGUCAGUGUAGUUUUUUAUAUCGAUAUUUAAAAUUUUAAAAAAUGGCUGCCUUUUAUUGACAGUCGCAAUAUUUAUUGUCUAUUAGCAUUAUUAUAUCGAAUACUUAUAUAAGAGCUAAUAUGUAUGAACGAAUGGCAAAAAGUUAUUUAUAGAAGAAAAUGUAAUAUGAAUGUAAAAAGAAGUUCACUUUGUGUUUUUCGCAAUAACUAUGAUAAUAUGUUUCUAUUCAACCAUUUAAUUAAUUUAAUUAGCGUAAUAUUUACUUAUAUAAUAUUUAAACGAAGACAACAUUAAUUAUACAAUAAAAUAUACCUGAAAUAAAGUGAUUUAUUAUUAAUAUAUUAUUUUCAUAAAUUCAAAUUUCCAUCCACUAAUAUUAUCGUUUCUCAUGGUCCAAGCAAUUUUUAUUAUAAGACUAUAUUUAAAAUACAAAAUAUCGUCAAUUUAGUGUUUUUAAUUAUAUUAAAAUUUAAUUGUAAAAGGUCAGCUGUAGAAUUUAUUUUUGAUUAUUGUAUAUUUUUAUUCAAUCUAUGCUUUUUGAUAAAUAGUAAAAAUCUAGAAAAUGUUACUUAGGCCAGUGGAUCAGUAUAUUAUUGUGUUUAUAAUUUAUUUGUUAUUAUCUACAUAAAAAUUAUGAUUGGACUUGAUUGAUUGUUCCUAUAUUAUGUAAUACUGAAAAUGUUGAAACAUGGUGGCUCGUAGUGGUGUUGGAAAAGUAAUACGUUUAUGAGAAUAAGUUAAAUUAUAAAAUGUAUAAGUACUCUAGUUUUUGCAGUGUUGGUGCGUCGCUAAUUUCCUAUCUAUGACCUUUUUUAUAUUUAGAGCUAUUCCUAUGCAAAAUUACAGUAAAUACUGUUAAGUCAUUUUGCCGUGAAAAAGUAACAGACUUACUUUUGCAUGUAUUAUAUUAGUUGUAAGGAUGGCCAAUUUUCAUUUGAAGGAUAACAUGUUUUUACCGAUUCAAAACCCACUGAAAAAAGUCCAUUGUUUGGAUUUUAAGUAUGAGAGAUUCUAAAUUAUUUUGUAUGUAUGUAUCAAUAUACCUCUAAUUUCCUUCGCUUCUACAAGCCACCUAUAUAAAUGAUACAAUAGUUCAUAAUUAAUUUGUUUGUAUAUAUGUAUUGUUAUCAGCCAUAAAAUCGAUGUAAUAAUGAUUUGAAAGCGAUAAAUAAAUGUGAAUUGUAUAAAU
Molecule: messenger RNA, 3846 nt
Organism: Plodia interpunctella (Indianmeal moth)
Lineage: Eukaryota; Metazoa; Arthropoda; Insecta; Lepidoptera; Pyralidae
Gene: nebu
Product: nebulosa
Exons: 3
Coding region: 305-1885 (526 amino acids)
Biological process (GO): carbohydrate transport; transmembrane transport
Cellular component (GO): membrane
Molecular function (GO): sugar transmembrane transporter activity
Source: RefSeq, a predicted model, not a curated record